ACGAGCUUCCAACGCCGCCUCCGUGGCGCCGCCGGCCAUGGCGGUGGCCAUCCCGCCUCCGCCGAAGCCCGCCGCGAACCCUCUGCAGCCUCCCCCGCUCCCCCCGGGCGUCUACUUCUCCCCGACGCGUGACGAGAGCGUGGGCAUCCUCAACCGCUGGAUCGCGGGCGAGCCGCUGCACGACACCCUGGGCUUCGUCUUCGUGGAGGACAUCUACGGCUCCGGCCCCGAGGAGCUGCGGCGGCGGUACCCGCCCGCCUGCGUCCGCGGGCGGAAGCACUCGUGGUGGUUCCUCAGCCAGACCAAGUUCCAGUCCUCCAAGCAACCCCCUUCCGGUGUCCGGCGCCGCGCCGACCGCCGCGUGGCCACGGGCGGGUACUGGCGCCUGGAGCAGAGCCGCAAGGAGAUCCCCGUGGCCGGCGGCGUCAAGAACUGCUUCGGCUUCUACCUCGGGCCCCCCGGCGGCGGCAAGCGGAACAAGACGCCGUGGCUCGUCGAGGAGUUCACCAGCGCGCUCGAUGAUGGCACGGGGAAGGGUGGCGUGCCGGCGCUCUACCGCCUCUACGUCACCCCGCGGGCGUCCAACGAUGAUGUCAGGGGCAUCUUUGGGGAGGACGGCAUCGAGUGCGUCCGCGGGGUGAAGAGGCCCAUGCGGGUCGUCGUCCCGGCCCACUUGUUCGACGCCGUCGCCGGCCUGCUUCCGCCCGGGAGGGUCCGCUAUCGUGCCCCGGCCCAGCAACAUCCUCCACCGCCUCCGCCUCCGCCGCCGGCGGCUCUUCUGGAUUACGAGCAGCAGGGGCAGUUCUUCUCGGGGGCCGGCGUUCUUCCUGGUCAGUACGACUACGAGCAGCAGUUCUGGGGGGUGGCGCCGCCGUCAGAGGGGGUUCUUCUUGGCCAGUACGACCAGCAGUUCUGGGGGUUUCGGCCGCCGCCGCCGCCGCCGCCUGCAUCCCCGGACCUGUUCCAUGAGGUGCCGGCGGGCGAUCAUGGUCUCUACGGCGAGCAGUUCUUCUCGGAGAACGCGCCGCCGCCGCCGCCGCCUCCGCCUACAUCGCCGGGCCCAUUCCAUGAGAUUCCGGCGGGCGGUCUUGAGCAGCAUGACGACCAGAUGUUCUCGGGGACCGCGCCGCCGCCUCCUCCUCCGCCGGAAUCGCCGGGCCUGUACCUCGAGAUCUCGGGGGACAACAUGAGCGUGACCAUGGACGAACUCUUACAGCUGAUCGACGAGAAGCCCGCGGAAGAAGCAGAGAAGCCGGCGGAGGAGGCAGAGGCGGAUCAGGAGUGGGACUCUUUUGUGACCAUUGUUGAUGAUUUCGAGAGAUUCUCCCAGAAUGAUUGAUUUACUAGCAUGACACCUUAUUUCUGACCCAUACUUGGACUGAGAUCGAGGAUUCGGGAUCGCCCUGCUUGAGAUGAAUCUCUGAAUGACUUUUAAUUGUUCUUACAUGUAGUAGUAGCCAACUAGCCGUUGGAUGGUUCUUUAGUUUGUUGCAGUUAGCUUAAUUGUUAGUUACACUGCUAUAUUGUGGAUUAGUUGUCC
This is a messenger RNA of Brachypodium distachyon (stiff brome), 1540 nucleotides long. Its product is annotated as cleavage and polyadenylation specificity factor subunit 6-like. Gene Ontology annotation, molecular function: DNA binding. NCBI's taxonomy places the organism in Eukaryota, Viridiplantae, Streptophyta, Magnoliopsida, Poales, Poaceae. The transcript has a single exon. Bases 38 to 1339 code for a protein of 433 amino acids. Gene Ontology annotation, biological process: regulation of DNA-templated transcription. The record is from RefSeq and is a predicted model, not a curated record.